Strongylus vulgaris is the source of this 132-nucleotide messenger RNA. The record is from the annotation of a GenBank genome assembly. NCBI's taxonomy places the organism in Eukaryota, Metazoa, Nematoda, Chromadorea, Rhabditida, Strongylidae.
UACGUCGACAUGACCAUUGAAAAAGGACGUGUCGAAUACACAUUUGCAUUCUUCUACUACAAUCCCUCCAUCUGUGAACCUGCACCGCCAGAAGAAAUCAACGAUCGGCGAAAACCUCCCAUAUAUGCAUAA